AUGGCUAAGAUCAGAGACCGAACUGAAGACUUUAAAGAUGCUGUCAACAGGGGAGCUUUAUCUUUGGGAUUUAACGAGGCCAAAAGGGCAGCUCUAAUGGCAUCUUUCAUCAUGCACAAACCUCGUGAAAGAUCACCUUUCACCAAAGCUGCAUUAAAAACACUAGAAAGCAUUGGGACUCUAGAACAGUUCUUGAUAAAGCAUAGAAAGGAUUAUGUAGAUCCUCAUCGUACCACAGAAGAGGAAAGAGACAGCAUUGAACAUGAAGUUAGUGUUUUUGUAAAAGCUUGUAAAGAACAAAUUGACAUUCUGAAAAGCAGCAUAACUGAUGAAGAAGCAAAUGCAAAAGGUUGGCUUGGAAUUAGGGGUGACAAUGCUAAUGCAGAUACUGUUGCACACAAACAUGGAGUGGUUUUGAUUUUAAGUGAAAGUCUUCAUUCAGUGACAUCACAGUUUGAUCAACUGAGAGCUAUACGUUUUCAAGAAGCUAUUAAUCGAGCCAUGCCAAGAAGAAAACCAAAACCAAAGCGGGCCCCACUUGAAAAAACAGAAACAACAAGUUCAUCAGAGACGAGGGACCAAAGUGAAAUUACAACUGAACCCAUGAAAGUUCAACAGCAAGUUUUAGAUGACGAAACACGUGCUCUUCAGGUGGAGUUAUCGAGUCUUCUUGAUGCUGCACGUGACACCGAAACAAAGAUGGUAGAGAUGUCAGCAUUGAAUCAUCUCAUGUCGACACAUGUCUUGCAACAGGCUCAACAAAUUGAGUAUUUGUAUGAUCAGGCGGUUGAAGCAACAAAGAAUGUUGAGAUGGGUAACAAGGAACUAAGUCAAGCCAUAGAGAGGAACAGCAGUAGCAGAGUUAUUCUGUUGCUUUUCAUUGCUGUUUUUACUUUUACUAUUCUUUUUCUUGACUGGUAUGAUAAUUAAUACUUACCAAUUAUGUUUUUUUUUUCAAGAGCGAAAAAUGAGUUGAUUGGUUUUAGUUAUAAGGAUGUUGGUUUUUUAUUUUGUUAUAAGUUAUAUUUCAGUAGCAUUCAUGAAUAAUGUAAAAUUAUUAUUAUAUUUCAAUGAGGAAGGAGGGCAAAAAGGGAC
This is a messenger RNA of Lactuca virosa, 1095 nucleotides long. The record is from the annotation of a GenBank genome assembly. NCBI's taxonomy places the organism in Eukaryota, Viridiplantae, Streptophyta, Magnoliopsida, Asterales, Asteraceae.